UUGUACACCUAGGUCAGUCGUAGUGCGACAGUUAAUCCGGAAAGUGCAAUUUCUUUGAAAUGUUGUUCACAAUUUUAGCUAUCGGUGCAGUUCUAUGCCUCGCUAGUGUCUGGUCCCUGGUUCAGAAGCGGAGCAGUUUUGCGAAAAGCAUUUCCGUGGCUGAACCGUGGUACCCGUUAGUUGGAAAUGGUCUGCUGUUUGUCGGAAAGGACGAUACUGUUAAAUUUCACAAUAUGAAAAACAUGUUCGACAGAAGCAAUAAACUGUUUCGGUUUUAUUUGGGACCGAAAAUGUUGUUUGGCACAAGUGAUCCGGACAUGGCCCAGCAAAUCCUUACCGACCCCAAUUGCAUGGAUAAACCAUAUUUGUACGACUACUUUAUGCUGGGCCAAGGAGUUUUUGGAGCAAAAACGAAAGUUUGGCGCGGUCAGCGAAAAGCCUUGAAUCCAGCAUUUAACACAAAAAUCUUGGAGAGUUUUAUGACAAUAUUCGGCGACAUAACCAGGAAUAUGAUACAACGAUUGGAGACAAUUGCAAAAGGGGAAACGAUCAACUUUAUGGAACAUGUUUCAAGGUGUACGUUGGAGAUGGUUUGCGCAACAACGCUUGGGUUUAAUGCAACAAAGCUCAACGAAAUUGAAAAAUUGGGCUAUUAUAUUGAACGGACUUUUGACAUAGCAGCAAGACGUAUGCUUAACUUUCACCUCCAGCUGGAUUGUAUUUAUCGUUGGUCAAAGGAUUAUCGUGACGAACGAGCUCUUCGUGGACACUUAGAGAGUUAUGGAAUGCAGAUUUAUGACGAUGCCAAUGAUCGAUACGCUAAGGGUUUAUUUCAAAGCGAUACCACUGAGCUUGAUGAGAACGAAGGUUUCCGGAAACCACAAAUUUUUGUCAACCAGCUAUUCGCGAGUACCAGCAGAAAGUUCGAGCGUGAUGAAAUCAUCCAAAAUAUUUUCACAAUAGUCGGCGCAGGGACGGACACCUCUGCCACUGCUAUUUCUUUUACUUUGUUGCAGUUGGCGAUGUAUCCGGAACAUCAGCAAAAGUUGUACGAAGAAGUCAUGAAGAUUUUCCCAGAACCUGAGCCUCACAUUACCAUGGAAGCAUUGAAGAAACUUCAAUACACAGAGAUGGUGCUGAACGAGUGUCUUAGAUUGUACCCGGUGGUGCCCAUCGUGGUGCGCGAAAAUACUGCUGAUAUCACGCUUUGUGGACUCAGGAUACCGAAAGGAAAUAAUUUCACAGUGCACAUUUAUAACAUUCAACGACGGAAAGAUAUAUGGGGACCAAAUGCUGAUUCUUUCGACCCCGAACGAUUCUCACCCGAACGAUCAGCUGGAAGGCAUCCGUUUGCGUUUCUGGUUUUCAGUGGAGGAUCUCGGAACUGUUUGGGAAUUAGAUACGCAAUGAUCAGCAUGAAGAUAAUGAUGAUUUAUUUGGCGAAAAAUUUCAGGUUCAAAACUAAUAUACGCGAGGAAGACAUUCGGUUCCGAUUCGAAUCAAUGCUGCGUAUAAAAGGAGGUCAUAUGAUCCAGUUAGAGAAAAGACUAUAAGAAGAUGUUUUAUUGUACGCAAAAUUCAAAAAUUUCAGAUGUUCAAUAGAGCAGUGAUUUGAUUCAUUCUUAUACAACAACUUUGGGCAAUAUUUUUUUCAUUCUAUCUUCUACUGUCCGGCAGUGCGUUAUGUAAAAAAAACAUGUCUAUUUACAUCUACUUAUCGAUAGCUUUAAUAACCAUAAAUAGGAACAUGUUUAACCCGGAGAUAGAAGGUGAUAGCUCUAUUGUGCAUUCAAAGACCCUUACCUUACAGCAUAAUGCUCAGACUUUUUUGAGAUGCUCAGGUUUGUCAGCACAAUAAGUCCUACAUGAAUACAUAAGAUAUUAGAACAAGAUUCAUACUUAUUAUAACCGCGGUAAAAGCGACCCCAUAUUGAAGCCAAUUCUAAACAAUUAUUUGAUAAUAAAUAAAUAUUAGGUUGGAACAUU
Armigeres subalbatus is the source of this 1986-nucleotide messenger RNA. Its product is annotated as cytochrome P450 4c21-like. NCBI's taxonomy places the organism in Eukaryota, Metazoa, Arthropoda, Insecta, Diptera, Culicidae. The coding region runs from base 60 to 1553 and encodes 497 amino acids. The record is from RefSeq and is a predicted model, not a curated record. Gene Ontology annotation, molecular function: monooxygenase activity; heme binding; oxidoreductase activity, acting on paired donors, with incorporation or reduction of molecular oxygen. The transcript is spliced from 5 exons.